Larimichthys crocea (large yellow croaker) is the source of this 544-nucleotide messenger RNA. RefSeq names its product UDP-glucuronosyltransferase-like. The coding region runs from base 100 to 480 and encodes 126 amino acids. The record is from RefSeq and is a predicted model, not a curated record. Lineage: Eukaryota; Metazoa; Chordata; Actinopteri; Sciaenidae. Gene Ontology annotation, molecular function: UDP-glycosyltransferase activity. The transcript is spliced from 3 exons.
AUGUAAUUUUUUGUGUAUUUUCCAACUACCCUACAGGAUUUGGAGGAGUUUGUGGAUGACUCAGGAGAUGACGGCUUUGUUAUCUUCACUCUGGGUUCAAUGGUGUCUGACAUGCCUGCGGAGAAAGCUAAAGAGUUCUUUGAUGCCUUUGGACAAAUUCCUCAAAGGGUUGUGUGGAGAUACACUGGAGUCCCACCUGUAGAUGUACCCAAGAAUGUCAAACUUAUGAAAUGGUUACCUCAGAAUGACCUCCUUGCCCAUCCCAAAGCUAAAGUCUUCAUCACUCAUGGAGGAAUCCACGGCGUCUAUGAGGGUAUCUGUAAUGCUGUACCCAUGUUGAUGUUCCCACUGUUUGGGGACCAGGGGGACAAUGUACACCGCAUGGUAGCCCGCGGUGUUGCAGAAAAACUCGAUAUGUAUGAUGUGACGGCUGAAAAAGUGGUGACUGCUCUGAAUAAAAUCAUCCGUGACAAAAGGUAAGACAAUACAUGGAUAUCAUUUAGAGAACAGUCACAAAGAUGGCCUGUAGAGUUUUCGUGCAAAU